GCUCCCCGCGGCUUGGCUCAUUACCGAGGCACAUGCUAUUACAACUCCCACCUUCAUGCGGGCUCGGCCAUACACAUCAUGGUGAAUUGCAGUUUUUCUAUAUCAUAACAGUUCUGUUGUCGAUGCGCCCUGUCUCUGGCGCCCCCCAUCCGGCAGAAUGGCUGCAAUGCUUGAGUUCCGCACGCAAGGGUACAAUCCCUAUGCCGUGAAGUACUCGCCAUACUACGACUCGCGCAUCGCCGUCGCGAGCUCCGCCAACUUCGGCAUCGUGGGCAAUGGUCGGGUCUUCGCCCUCGGGCUGACGGCCCAGGGCAUCCAGGUCGAGAAAACGUUCGAUACCAAUGAUGCGCUCUACGAUUUGGCUUGGUCAGAGAUCAACGAGAACCAGCUGAUAGUCGCCUGUGGAGAUGGAUCGCUCAAGCUCUUCGACUUGGGCGUGGACGAAUUCCCGAUCAUGAACUUCCACGAACACAAGCGGGAGACUUUCUCAGUGUGUUGGAGCCCCGUCACCAAGGACACCUUUGUGUCGAGCUCGUGGGACGGCACAAUCAAGCUUUGGUCUCCAACUCGAAACCAUUCCAUCAAGACGCUCCCCGUGGGAAACUGCACGUACAGCACAUCCUUCUGCCCCUCCAACCCCGCCCUCAUCUCAGCCGUGUCCUCCGACUCCUACCUCCGCAUCUUCGACCUCCGAACUCCGUCUUCGGCCAAGUACCACCUCACCACCGCCAUCCCUGUCCAUGCGCCACCCGCCCAACCCACCAUGGCCGUCAGUCCUCCGAGUGCGCCGGCUGAGAUCCUCACGCACGACUGGAACAAGUACAGGGACACCGUAAUUGCGACGGGCGGCGUGGAUCGAGUCCUGCGCACAUUUGAUAUUCGAAAUCCAGCAGGCGGGCCUCUUGCUGUCAUGCAGGGCCACGAGUACGCCGUCCGCAGGUUGGCGUGGAGUCCCCAUGCAAGCGACACUCUAAUCAGCGCGAGUUACGACAUGACGGUUCGUCUCUGGAAUGACGGAUCAGCACAACCCCAGAACCCGGAAAUGGGUCCUGCAAUUGGCGCGCAAAUGGGAAUCAUGAACCGCCAUACCGAGUUCGUCACUGGAGUGGACUGGUGUUUGUUUGGGAUGGGCGGCUGGGUGGCCUCAGUUGGCUGGGAUGAGAGGGUCCUGCUGUGGGAUGCCAACAUGAUGAUGGGCCAGCGAGGUCCCUGAGUAUCGGAUCAGGUUACGACUAUUCUGGGCGUUGAUACAGGAGUUUAUCUGCGGCUUUCGUAACAAUUGGUCGGGUUGGCGUUUGGGACGGCUACCAAGCGAAUUGAUCGCGGGGUGCUGGAGCAUACAUAUCUCAGAAAAUCGCCUGGACGGGCACCAUUAUCAUGAUACCAGGAUAGAACAGUGUUUUCUGGUUACAUCAGUUCCCAAUUCCCCUCCUGCGACAUGGGGUGGUACGAAAGAGGACAAGUUUACUAGUUCCAAAUGUCACAAAUUGGGGACCCAAAGAGAUAAGGGAGGCAAGUUGAUCAGAUAUGUCAUAAUAGCAUAAUUAAC
Molecule: messenger RNA, 1549 nt
Organism: Ilyonectria robusta
Lineage: Eukaryota; Fungi; Ascomycota; Sordariomycetes; Hypocreales; Nectriaceae
Product: WD40-repeat-containing domain protein
Exons: 3
Coding region: 158-1213 (351 amino acids)
Biological process (GO): protein import into peroxisome matrix
Cellular component (GO): peroxisomal matrix; cytosol
Molecular function (GO): protein binding
Source: RefSeq, a predicted model, not a curated record